AAUGAGUGAAUCCCAACAUUUAUUAAAACAACAAGGCGACAAUAUUGAAAUAAUAGAAGAACAACAACCAAUUAAUUAUGGUUCUUUACAUCAACAACAACAACAAACCCCUUCAGUUAAAUUUAAAAUUGAGAAAAAUGAGAAGAAUAAAAUAUCUCCGAUAUUUAUUAGUUGGCAUAAUUUGACUAUAAAACAUCCUAAAAGUGGAAGAAUUAUUUUAGAUAAUGUUUCUGGUAUGGCAAAAUCUGGACAAUUAGUAGCUUUGAUGGGGGCAAGGUUGAUUUUAUUUUAUUUUGAAUUUUCUGAGGGAUUUUUUGUUCAAUAGGUUUAGGACGAGCUAGGAAAUUAAGAAAAAUGAAUGAAUUUUUGGAAUUUAGCCAGGUUUUUCCGUUGUCGAGGUCCCGGAUUUGG
Meloidogyne enterolobii is the source of this 411-nucleotide messenger RNA. The record is from the annotation of a GenBank genome assembly. Lineage: Eukaryota; Metazoa; Nematoda; Chromadorea; Rhabditida; Meloidogynidae.